Molecule: messenger RNA, 1346 nt
Organism: Bufo gargarizans (Asiatic toad)
Lineage: Eukaryota; Metazoa; Chordata; Amphibia; Anura; Bufonidae
Product: tumor necrosis factor ligand superfamily member 14-like
Exons: 4
Coding region: 9-737 (242 amino acids)
Biological process (GO): immune response
Cellular component (GO): membrane
Molecular function (GO): tumor necrosis factor receptor binding
Source: RefSeq, a predicted model, not a curated record
UAAUCGUGAUGGACAGGUAUGGAGGACCUCCAAAGUCCGUCUUCACUGUGGAAGACCGUGUCCAGCCGUCUGCCCCCUACCUACCUGUACCACUGGUUAGAAGGGCGGCUGACAGGGGCAAGCUGUUGAUUCAGCUGGUGCUGCUUGUAUUUUCUCUGCUGGCCCUGUGUGGAGCAGCAUCCGAAAUCUACUUCUUAAUGAAGGUGGAGUCCAGGUUAAUGGCAGUUCAGAAUUUGAUUCAAGAAAUCAAUCCUGCACAGAAAAUGAUCUUCAGGCCAGGCUCAUGGGAUGGGCCUCCUAUGCCUUCAGCUCAUGUCACUGGCAUUGUUGUUGUAGACAGUUCUUCAAAUAGUCCUCUUCAGUGGGAACAUGACAAAGGUCUAGCCUUCCUUCACGAGAUUAACUAUAGCAAUGGAUCACUCCUGUGCCCAAAGGAUGGACUAUAUUUCAUAUACUCCAAGUUGCAGUUGGGAUUAUCUAAAUGCCCACAAGACACUGAAAAUGUAGUAUUCACUCAUCAGGUAGUCAAAAGAAGCUCAACGAUAAACAUAUCCAUGCUGGCCAACAUAAGAAGAUUUUGUGACACUCAAGGAUCCACAGUUUGGAGAGGAAGCAGCUUUGUAGGUGGCAUCUUCAUGUUAGCCAAGGGUGAGGAAGUCUUUGUGAGCAUGUCACAUAAACAUCUCAUACGUGUUCAAGGGGACUCUACAACGUUCUUUGGGAUGUUCAUGGUUUAGUUAGCCCAAAAGGAACAUUUUCUUGAAUCUAAAAUGAAUUUCUCAAAGUUCUCUUCAUCAUUAAUAUUAUCUCUACAAGACAUCUUGGAGGAUUUGUUUUUGUAGAUGUCAACCAAGGAACAUGUCUGGUGGUAUGGUCAACAGUGAAGUUAUACCUCCUUACAAGAAGGCCUAUCGAUGAAAACAUAUCUACGAAAGCUCCCAUGGUGUUUGGAAACCAUCUCAGGAGAGCAGACUAUAAUAUGAGGCAAGGGGAAAUAUGACUUUUUAGGGUAUCGGUUAAUAAAUCCAUCUCAACCUCCUGAAAUGCAUCCAAGAAAAGUCAACUGGCAGUGUAAACCAUAAAAUUCUGUGUUGCUUUUCGAGUGCUUUGAUUAGUUGGACAUGUCUAUGGUCAAGAACAAAGACAUGUAGAAGGACCUUUCUAAUUUUCUUGUUUUUCCUUGUUUAUUUAUCCCCUAAUUUAAUCAUGAAGAUGUAUUUUUAAUUGUUGUCCAUUAUAUAAAUGUGUAAAUGAAGAUGGAAAAACCUUAUAAGUGGAAAUGUCUCAAGGGUAAUACCCGUAAAAAAAAACAAUAAAAAUAAUCAGAAAAUUGUAUAACAUAAACA